GCCAUAGUAAAGGCCCAGGAUGAAAAGCAUCACUCGGCAGCUUCAUCACACUGGCCGCCGCUAGCCUCAUCCAACUGCUCUAAUCCACAAUGCAUGCAAAGCCACCAGUUCAGCGUCGUAAGCAUCUUCACACCACCCGUAUCUGCGUGUUUAGCAUUUCUCUCGCUCGGAGCAAGCGGUUGCCAGCAGAAUCAAGCAAUCAUAAGGGCAGCUUCACACCGGCGCCAGGCUUGCGGCCGCGGCUUCACCGAGGCUAAAAAAUGGCUUCCGCGAGUCUAAAUUUCAAUCGUGCCAAGAAGGGGUCGAUUCGUAGACGCGGAGUUCCAUGUGGCCUCUGCUUUUCUCCCCCUUUCGUUU
Molecule: messenger RNA, 357 nt
Organism: Trichoderma asperellum CBS 433.97
Lineage: Eukaryota; Fungi; Ascomycota; Sordariomycetes; Hypocreales; Hypocreaceae
Source: RefSeq, a predicted model, not a curated record